UUUCCUGCGUUGUUCAAUUAAAGCUGUUCAAAGCCCUGCCUUUUCAAUUAAGAUCAUGAGUGAUGCAGCAAUUGCUGCUAGACAAGUUCAUAUUUAACUCUGAGAUCAUUUGUUCAGGAUGGAAUAGCUUUCCAAAGCCCUAAGUGACUGAGUGACUCACACUCUCUGCCUUGUUAUAAUUCAGACAAUUCAGCAAAUUGCUCCAAGGCUUUAGUAUUAAUCACAAAUAAUCUUCCAGAGUCCAGGCUAUUAGUGGGAAGGCAUUAACAGCAAGACUCUGGAGUUACCACAGUGGAUGGACCAUGGAGAUUUAUGUCUCUGAGAUAACCAUCACUGUACUAGAUUUCAGGUCAGCUGUGUGAGUGAAGAUGUGUGACGAGGAAGAGACUACAGCUUUGGUGUGUGAUAAUGGCUCAGGCCUGGUGAAGGCUGGCUUCGCCGGUGAUGACGCUCCCCGAGCUGUAUUCCCCUCCAUCGUUGGUAGACCCCGCCACCAGGGUGUGAUGGUGGGUAUGGGUCAGAAGGACAGCUAUGUAGGGGAUGAGGCCCAGAGCAAGAGAGGAAUCCUGACCCUGAAGUAUCCCAUUGAGCAUGGCAUUAUCACCAACUGGGAUGACAUGGAGAAGAUCUGGCAUCAUACCUUCUACAAUGAGCUGCGUGUAGCCCCUGAGGAGCAUCCAGUGCUCUUGACUGAAGCUCCUCUGAAUCCCAAAGCCAACAGGGAGAAGAUGACCCAGAUCAUGUUUGAGACUUUUAACGUCCCUGCCAUGUAUGUGGCAAUCCAGGCAGUGCUGUCCCUGUAUGCUUCUGGCCGUACCACUGGUAUCGUGCUGGAUGCUGGUGAUGGUGUAACCCACAACGUGCCUGUAUAUGAAGGCUACGCUCUGCCCCAUGCCAUAAUGAGGCUGGAUCUGGCUGGCCGAGACCUGACUGACUACCUCAUGAAGAUCCUCACAGAGCGAGGCUACAGCUUCGUAACGACUGCCGAACGUGAGAUCGUGAGGGACAUUAAGGAGAAGCUUUGCUAUGUGGCUCUGGACUUUGAGAACGAGAUGGCCACUGCUGCCUCCUCCUCUUCUCUGGAGAAGUCAUACGAGCUGCCCGAUGGCCAAGUGAUCACCAUUGGCAACGAGCGUUUCCGCUGCCCAGAGACCCUCUUCCAGCCCUCCUUUAUUGGUAUGGAGUCUGCUGGUAUCCACGAGACCACAUACAAUGGCAUCAUGAAGUGUGACAUCGACAUCCGUAAAGACCUAUAUGCCAACAAUGUCCUCUCUGGAGGCACUACCAUGUACCCAGGUAUCGGUGACAGGAUGCAGAAGGAGAUCACAGCCUUGGCACCCAGCACCAUGAAGAUCAAGAUGAUUGCUCCCCCUGAGCGUAAAUACUCCGUCUGGAUCGGUGGCUCCAUCCUGGCCUCUCUCUCCACCUUCCAGCAGAUGUGGAUCAGCAAGGAUGAGUAUGAAGAGGCUGGACCCUCCAUCGUCCACCGAAAGUGCUUCUAAACGCACGCAUGCACACACACACACACAUACACACACACAAAAAAAUGUGUGCAUAUACACACACACCACUCAUGUUCCUCCUCAGUCCCUUGUGAGGAUCUGAAAAUACACUCCUGGCUCCUUUCUGUCAGAUGGCCUCCUUGAUGCACUUUGGUUCAAAGCAGUGCAGCCUGUAUUGUCCUGUUAUGUCUGAGUAGUCCUUUGCAGUAUGCCACUGACUGAAUCUGUGCCUGCUAUAUAUGGGAUUCAUUUUACGCUGAUAAGGCCAACAGUAAAUUAACUCAUCACUUGCUCAGAUUUAUUGGGUUUUGAUUCCAAAAGCAAUAAACGUUGGUACUUGUCCACAAA
Electrophorus electricus (electric eel) is the source of this 1850-nucleotide messenger RNA. The record is from RefSeq and is a predicted model, not a curated record. Lineage: Eukaryota; Metazoa; Chordata; Actinopteri; Gymnotiformes; Gymnotidae.